Molecule: messenger RNA, 1923 nt
Organism: Aedes albopictus (Asian tiger mosquito)
Lineage: Eukaryota; Metazoa; Arthropoda; Insecta; Diptera; Culicidae
Exons: 3
Coding region: 186-1526 (446 amino acids)
Molecular function (GO): DNA binding
Source: RefSeq, a predicted model, not a curated record
UUAACACUUUCUCUUCUCUGUGAAUCCAGCUAGAGGCCGCAGUCCAACAUGCAGAGCGUAACUCGGCGGGUGAAAGCUCCCAAAAUCUAAACAGAGUGAUUCGUACAGAUGAAUCCCAAGAUCUGCUUGCAACGGUGGCAGGACCUUCAAAAAGGCAGCGCGCUUCAAACACCUGCUCAUUUGGAAUGCAAUCAUCAAAGGAAUCGACUCGCCAAGCAAUGUCACAGUACGUUUCCAAGACAAGUGGACUUAAUUCGGUUAUGGUCGAAACAGUCCAAUCGUAUAGUGAAGGACAGCGUUACGCAUCGCAGGUGGUAUUACCUAAGGAUAAUAAAGAUCUAUUUGAACCACUGCGUAAAGUGGUAUCAGGAUCAAACUCUCAGUACGUGCCCAAGAACAGUGAAUCAUUGCCAAGACAAGUUGUGGUUGAGAAUGAUCAUCCGUGCUGUGACAUGCUUCCCAAAGACUCGCAGGACUUAUUGGAUAUCGAAUCACAAUUGGAAAAUGCUGAUGAUACUCAAGGCCUGGUGGGAAUACCCAAGGAAACGCCACACGAGGUGACGCAGCGAUUUUCAAAAAACGAUUGUGCUUCCAACGAUCACUCUCUUGAAAUGCGUCCGCCUCCGCUUCUUAUGGCGAACUCCCAAUACGUUUCCAAUGAACCCAAUAUCACAACAGUUCAUAUGGAAAUUUUGAAGACCGAUGUUGAGACCGGUGGUGCUGGAAACAUUACGGUCGGAAUCGAUCAACUGAGUGACUCUCAGGAGAUAUUGGACUUUGAGAAUAUGACUCAAUAUGACUGUCCACAAGGAACAAAAGAUCGCAGCCCUCUGGCCGCAAGAGAUGAGAAUCAAUUGAAUUCUUCGAUCCAUGACUUGAGCGGCCAAGGUGCUGCCCUCGGUUCUACCGACAACGACGUUCCAAAUUGGGAAGCUAAGUACAAGCAACUGGAAAAACAAUACAAAGAAUUAUCUGAAAAGCACAAGAAGUGCAAGCAGAAGUUUGCUAAGUUGGAGGCCGAUAAGCUCACUGCUGAUGACUACAGCUUGCGUUUGGGGAAAGAAAUGAUGCAGCUUAAAGAUAAACAGAUGAUCAAAACGGCACAUUUCACAGAGGAAGAAGGAAUACCUGUUACGGUUGCUGAGCUGGAAGAGCUGAACAGCCGUGCCGAUACCGACAGCUUGUUUGUCGGGUUGUUAGCCACCAGAGCGAUUGGAGCAGAAAAACUUGCGAAAAUGAGUGUCACAGGGCAGGCCUGCCAUCGGUUCUCAAAGGCAAAGUAUCCGGAUGGGACACCUAGAUAUCCGGCAGCAGAAGGAAUCGACCCCAAAAUCAUAGAAUUUUUAUGCAACAAGGUUGCAGAACGUACAGCGAUAAAAAUUGGGCCCGAAAAUCUGGCAACCAUCCGAAAGCGCUCGGAGCUAGCAGUGGUGAAGAAAUACGUUGGACAGAAGAUCGCAAACCUGAAGAAAGCAGCCGAGGUCCGAAAUGCUCGAACGCAAGACAGUGGAAACAUUCGUUUGUGAGCCUCUUUUAUGAAAAUGAUCGUCGUUUUAAAACUCAGCAUCAGAAUUUGAAUAAACUCGUUUUUACAAACUAGAAUCUGCUAUCUUAUGUAUUAAAUAAGAAACAAUGAAACAAUGAGUUCGUGUAUCGCAAACUUACUUUAGACAAGAUCAAUUUUAAUGAUGUUAUUUAUUUUCAUACUGUAUAUGUUCCUUAUGAAGUAAGAUUUUUCUACGCGAUUUCACUUGUUUCAUUGAUUCUUACUUGAUUUGUUCCUUAUUUCUUUCUUACGGCCGUGCUUAGGGUACAAGACUACAAGGAGAGCGACACUAUCUUUGCCAAGUCGAACCCCCCAAAGAAGCCGAAAAAAGACGAAACCCCCCAGUAAAACUCGCAAAAGUGUUGCGGGAUUUACCG